GUUUCAAAAUGACACAUUUCCUUUCUACUGAGUGACGAGAGACAGUUGGAGUGUCUUUUAUACCAUCUUUUCCAUAGGUUUUAUUUAUGCCGUAAAACACUGACAGGUUAUGGAAAUUCAGCACUGGAUGAAAGAUAGAGGACUUUGUUAAAGUACAAGAAGUUAAUUUGCUAAGCCGAGUCCUUGUGAAGAGAUAUGGAGACUGUGUUUGGACUGUUGGUGAUCUUAGCAGGAGUGUCUCAUGGCAUGGAGAGCCCCUGUGAUGCUAGAGAGGAUGGAGCUCAGUGUUAUGGAGCUCUGGGAGGAACUGUCUAUCUCCGGCUGAUCACCAACGCCAGUGGACAUCAGGUUAGAUUUUGGAAGGACCCAACUGGUGCUAAAACAGAGAUACUCACAAUGAGAAGAAACAUGUCGAUAACAAAAGGGCCUAUUAAUGGCAGGUCAGAGUUCAUUAUAAACAAGGGGAUAUUCAGGAUAGAUAACACAGUAAGGAAUGAUUCUGACAAAUACUGUGCUGAAACAUUUAAUGCAAAUGGAUUAUUAUCGGGCUCCAGAAGACUACAACUGUUCAUUGAAGCCCCUGUGACACAGGCUAAGCUGUCCUCUAAGUGUCUGUCUCAUGGAGAGAUGAGGGUAUCCUGCUCCUCUGAGGGGGACAGUCCCCAGUACAGCUGGACUUUGGAUGGACACCCACUGAACAACAAUGACAACUCUUUUGGUGAGAAGACAAACUCCAUCACACUGCAGAAAGGCCUGUCUGGGGAUCUCAACUGCACCAUCAGAAACAAUAUCAACAGUGUUACUGUCAACACGGUAAUCUUACCUUGUCCAGAGAUCAUAGGGACGGUAGCAGGGUCUCUGGCAGGCAUAUUCCUUGUCCUAGUGAUGGUGUUGGCAGUUUACUGUGUCCAGAAGAAAAAGAAACCUCCAAAGACUUCAGCUAAGGAUGACAGCCAGGAUGUGGAAUACACUGAUGUCAGGAUACAAAAGAAGCAGAUGAGACAGAAGGAGAGGGAGGCGCUGGUGGAGCUGAAGGACAGACAGGUGAAAGUGGCGGGGGGUCCCCAGCAGACGAUGGAGGUGGAGUAUGGACAGAUUAAAACAUUAGAGGGUCCCUGGCGGAAGGUAGACACACCUGAAGAGGAGGACUGUGUGUACGCCAGGGUACAGAGAGGCCAGUGAGCAAGGUACUGUCUAGAUAGAAUAGAAGAGGCUGAGACUUUAAUCACUCGUUGCCUCCCAAUAAUCUCUCCUUUCUCCUAAAGUGUUGACUUGUUCACUUCCCUUCACGUAUUUCAAAGGAAAUGAAUGUUAUAUGGCAACUCCUCGUUGCCCAUGCCUAUACCAAUCCAAUUAUUUUACAUUUGUGGGGAGUAGUGAAGGAGUGCACACAUCUGGAAGGAGGAGAAAUUAUUGGGACGCAAACCUGAGGCCCAGAGUUGAUACAGACGACAGCUAUGUCUAAUUAUGUUGUCUUACAGUUACAGCUUUGUUUUGCAUGUUCACACUUUAGAACACAUAUUGUCUGUUUCCAAGAAGUGGAUACAUCACUUCAGUUUUUCUUUAUCAAGUUUUAACACAGAAACAAAAACAAGAAACGGCCCUUUUUCAAAGAUAAUUCGUGAACGUGCCUUAGGCAUGCUGCAAGGAGGCAUCAGGACUGCAGAUGUGGCCAGGGCAAUAAAUUGCAAUGUCUGUACUGUGAGAAGCCUAAGACAGCGCUACAGGGAGACAGUACAGACAGCUGAUCAUCCUUGCAGUGGCAGACCAUGUGUAACAACACCUGCACAGGAUCGGUACAUCCGAACAUCACACCUGCGGGACAGGUACAGGAUGGCAACAAUAACUGCCCGAGUUACACCAGGAACGCACAAUCCAUCCAUCAGUGCUCAGACUGUCCGCAAUAGGCUGAGAGGCUGGAAUGAGGGCUUGUAGGCCUGUUGUAAGGCAGGUCCUCACCAGACAUCACCGGCAACAAAGUUGCCUAUGGGCACAAACCCACCGUCACUGGACCAGACAGGACUGGGAAAAAGUGCUCUUCACUGACGAGUCACGGUUUUGUCUCACCAGGGGUGAUGCUCGGAUUCGCGUUUAUCAUCUAAGGAAUGAGCGUUACACCGAGGCCUGUACUGUGGAGCGGGAUCGAUUUGGAGGUGGAGGGUCCGUCAUCGUCUGGUGCGGUGUGUCACAGAAUUAUCAGACUGAGCUUGUUGUCAUUGCAGGCAAUCUCAACGCUGUGCAUUACAGGGAAUAUAUCCUCCUCACUCCUGUGGUACUCUGCCUGAAAGGCUCAUCCUUAAAUGACCCUCCAGCAUGACAAUGCCACCAGCCACACUGCUUGUUCUGUGCGUGAUUUCCUGCUAGACAGGAAUUUCAGUGUGCCGCCAUGGCCAGCGAAGUGCCCGGAUCUCAAUCCCAUUGAGAAUGUCUGGGAUAUGUUGGAUCGGAGGGUGAGGGCUAGGGCCAUUCCCCCCAGAAAUGUCCGGGAACUUACAGAUGCCUUGGUGGAAGAGUGGGGUAACAUCGCACAGCAAGAACUGGCAAAUCUGGUGCAGUCCAUGAGGAGAUGCACUGCAGUACUUAACACAGCUGGUGGCUACACCAGAUACUGACUGACAGACCCCCCCCCCCCCCCUUUGUUCAGGGACACAUUAUUCAAUUUCUGUUAGUCACAUGCCAGUGGAACUUGUUCAGUUUAUGUCUCGGUUGUUGAAUCUUAUGUUCAUACAAAUAUUUACACACGUUAUGUUUGCUGAAAAUAAAUGCAGUUGACAGUGA
This is a messenger RNA of Oncorhynchus nerka (sockeye salmon), 2778 nucleotides long. RefSeq names its product hepatic and glial cell adhesion molecule-like. The transcript has 5 exons. NCBI's taxonomy places the organism in Eukaryota, Metazoa, Chordata, Actinopteri, Salmoniformes, Salmonidae. The coding region runs from base 196 to 1182 and encodes 328 amino acids. The record is from RefSeq and is a predicted model, not a curated record.